Molecule: messenger RNA, 2031 nt
Organism: Penicillium egyptiacum
Lineage: Eukaryota; Fungi; Ascomycota; Eurotiomycetes; Eurotiales; Aspergillaceae
Source: the annotation of a GenBank genome assembly
AUGUCCGAUAACAAUCCCCAUCACCCCGGGGUGCGCAGCUUGCUAGCCAAGUUCGAAGGCCAAAGCCCCAUCGCCUCUCCACCGCCUCGUGGCCGAUCCCCAACUGCCUCAGACUCGUCAGGAACAGCUCGGCAGCUAUCCAAGGUCCGGGCUAGCUUCAUCACUGUGGAUGGGGUCGUUCAGUCGAAUCCUGCUUCGCCAUUGAGGAAGACAAGUGGGCGAAGCGAUAGUCCUGGAAUGUUUGGACCGAAGAUCAAUUUGGCGGAUGCGCAGUCAGGCCGGCAGGGUAUGAUCUCCCCCACCCCGGUCAGUCGCCUGGACCACACACAGAACACGGCUCUGGGACAGAUAAUGGCUGAAGGUCGACCGGAGGAAGCCUUUGGAACCAAGAAUGAAGGGAACAAGACUGCCAAGGAGGAACCCGCAGCGCGUACCGAGACUGAAUUUCGGUCGCGAAACACCCCACCAAAUCAGACAGAGGAGCCCGCCUCCACGGAUUCCAAGUUGACAAGCUCCGACACUCCCUCGGAGAAGUCAGAUUCAUCAGUAGUGAUCAAGAAGAAGCCUUCUUCCGUUGGUUCUGCCCGCAAUGCAACGAGCAAGUCCGUGCCAACUACUGCAGCUUCAACUGGUGCGAAGCCUGCUAUUCACACUACAAGCUCCAAGCGCACAGCCGGCGAAGUGGCUAAAGAGCGCGCCAACUCUCUGGCCCACAAACCCAGUCGUGUCUCACUGAAUCCCAAGACAACAGCACGGCCAACCCGCGGCUCAGCCCCGGCACAAGAUACUUCAAAGCCACAUGCCGUAGGUGUAUCCAACAGACCAGGAGUGAAAUCCCCACCCAAACCUGCCCGUGUACCCGGCUCGAUGAAUACGUCAACCCAAGCAUCUGCUACUAAGCUAGGAGGCACAGGGGCUCCGAGCACGCGCACCACUACCAGUGCAUCAACCCUCACAAGAAAACCUUCAUCCCUCAAAAGCGCAACUGGCGGUCAGUCGCGUGCCACUACUCCUAGUACCAGCAUCCGCAGACAAUCUUCUCGCCCUUCGUUGCCCGCUCAAGCAGCUAAUGAUACAACCACUAAGCCCGUUAAUGAAGGUUUCCUCGCAAGAAUGAUGCGGCCUACCGCUAGCUCUGCGAACAAGUCUCAUCUCCAGGAAAAGACUGAUGCAAAGCCUGUCACCAGGACAACCUCUGUUUCCAAGGCCCCCAGGGUGUCAACUGGGAGGGUGCCAGAUCGUGGCGUCCACCAGGUGAAGCCUAAGAGCGCUGCCCUUCGACCUCAGAGUCAGAAAUCCCAGGCUCUGAACAAGGAACCUGAGCUACAGAAAGAUGGACAUAAGCCUUCCCAAAAGAAGCAGGAAAGUGAGAAAGAGAACAUCGUGGAGCCUGCGACAGUGGAGCCCGCUCCGUUGCGGGAGACCGCAUCCCCUGCUCAGGUUGAGGAGCCUACCCCGGAAGUUGCCAUCGCAUCUGCUGAGGCAACGGAGAAGUCGAUUGAAGUGCCCGAGCCAAUCAUCGAGGAGACAGUGACUGAGAGCUCAUCUAACCCCGUCGCAAUCCAAGAUGCUACGGAGGUGGCGGCUGAGCCUAUCGAUUUUAACAAAGCCCAGGCUUCAGCCGAGGCUGAGGUGGAUGCUCCUGUUGAGGCCUUUAUUGAGCCCAUCGCUGAGCAUGCUGACGAGGAGAAGGCUGUUGAGACCACCACCACAACCGAAGAGAAUGUUGCAGAGCCCGUGACAAUCCCAACGGCUGGCGAUCAAGUGAAGGUCGGCGAGAAGCAAGAGACCUCGGCGCCCGAGCCAGAGGUGCGCGAGACUCCGGAGUCAACAGAGGUCCAGGUCGAGGCUCCCGAAGAAAACGAUGUGCCAGUGAAGGAGGUUACUAUCCCUGAAAAUUUGGCAGAGGCCAUAGAGGAGAACCCCGCUGAGGCCAAGUCCACUGAUGGGCCUGCCCCUGAUGCGCAGCCCGCAACUGAGACUGAGUCGAGCAACGUCAUCAUCGAUAUUGCUAGUCUGGCAUUGAACUAG